AUGAAGGAAAAACUGGGAAUCAUGGAAACCAGGCUGACGGAGAGUGAGAGCCAGAUUCUUGUGAUGAAGGAAAAAGGUCAUACCGAUUUUUAUGCUCUUUUAUUUCAAAUUAGAUUAAAGAAAUUCAAUUAAUAGACGGAUGACUAUGGUUCGAAACAUAUGUGGUUUCAAUAAUGUGUGUGUCUGUUUUAGAAAAAAAAAUGGAGUAGCAUUCAGCGCAGCAACAGGAGGAGGUAAUAAAUCCAUCGGACCCUUCAGCAGCGCCACAACUUUAACUUCAGGAAAGUCUUCACAAACAUCUGCUUAAUGAUUCCAGACCUUGAAUGAAUCAAACACUUCCUUUUCCAGCACGCUGAUUUACGGACACGUGUUCGCCAAAAAAGUACUCAGCUUUCCUGUAAUGUAAACAAUAAAUUCAAACACCGUUUGUCAGCUGCAGACUUUCAAAGAGGAACCAGCAGUUUAUAGUGACCCCCUUUUUGCACUGUACAGUCAGGUACCGUUUGUCUCCUUAAGCUAGCGACUCUUCCACUUAAGGUCAAAGUCAACUUUAAACAGCCAUUACAAAUUAAAGCACUGAAGCUGGCACAACUAGUCUUGGGUCUCACCUUGUACUUGUGUAAUCUUUAACUUGGUUAAUCAUCCAGCUUCAUCAAUAACUAAAAAUAUUGAUAGGUGGUAAAUGACCUGAUGCUGUGGAUUAACAACUAUGAUGUUGAUUAGGGUGCAUGCUUGACAUGAGGAGUUUCUUUCCUAUUUUCAGAUUCUUUUUUAAGCAUCUCACUUAAGAGGAUAAGACAGUGGACAGAGUAGAAAACCGGCAAUUGCAAGCGGCAAAGGACCUUGAGUCAGAUUUAAACCCACGGAGAAGCUUCUGUGUACUGGGUGUGCAAAUUAACUCUGAUCUACACUGGCACCCUGAUUUGAGAAGGUUCUUUUUACAUUUUUCAACGGACUUGGAAACCAAGGUGGCAUCUUUGACACAACACCAAGCCAUAGACCCUCAGAGCCACCGUUACAGCCUCGUGGCACAGGUAUAUCUUGGCAAUAAGAUUGGUUUUCUACAGAGUAGCUGUUUCAAAGGAACAUGGCCUAAGAAAAACUGAUGGAGAGAGGGUUGUGAUGGUCACAGUGUUAUCUAUCAGGUAUUUGAUAACCAUGUUUUCUGUUUUGUCCAAUUUCUGUGAACUAGACAGAAAUUAUCUUUACAUUAUUUACAUAACGGUUUUAAAAAAACUCAGUUAAUGGAUUGAUUUUUGUCAAAUCUGGUCACGGAGAAUGAGGUGUAAUUAAAUGCUAAUUUAUAAGUAAGUAACUGAACAAAAGUCAGCCUGUGUAUUGUUACCCUCUGUGCCCUGAUAUGGACUGUUAUGUGUGGCAAAACGUUGGCUUAUUUGUCUAAAAUAUCAAAGGUUACCAGACAGUGAGGAAAUACAGCCAAUACUGUUUUCUUAUUGCACAAUUCUGUGCGAUGUCAAAAAUUAACAGGUCACCUCUAAACACUGAACCAGCAGACGCUGGAGGGAGGACAGGGGGAGAAAACAAGAACAAGAGGGAGACAGGGGACAGCCAUCAAAAAUGUAACUUUUGCAUAUUUAUGUGUCAGAUAAGGUCCAUAUUAUGUUCGUCUUAUGUUGUAAAUGUGAAAACAAACCGUUACGUCGUUUGCAUUCUGUAAAGGUUUAAAAUAAAGAAACGGGUAAACCAGGCCAAUUGAAAAAGCAGGUCAAUCUGAUGUCGCGCUGAUCUUGCUCAUUAUUAUUCACGAGCGUGUCCUCGGUGAGUCGCGCCCACUCUCUCGUUCUCGUACUCAGUCACAGUCAUCAUCACUCUCCAGCCAGAGCGAGACCCAGCUACCACUGUACCUGCUAUGGGUCUCUUCCAAACGACCGGUGUUUCCUUGGGUUCACUGCCGGGAAAAUGAACUUAAAGCUGGGCAGAAUGAAUGAAAACACCGCUGGAGAUCUCCGGCUUCUUCUUCAACUUCCACCUCCUCUUCGGACUCGGGGUCUAAAAUAUAUGGUUUAAUACCUGCCAUUUUUAGCCUUUAGCAGAAGGUGACCAGACGUCCCCGAUUUCCAGGGACAGUCCCCAAAUUGGACGACCUGCCCCCGGCAAAAGCUGUCCCCGAAAAUGUCCCCGAUUUAAGCGUUUCAUGAGCGAAAAUGUUGCGUGUGGGCUCGAACAACGGUUAUUACAGUAGCCGAAUAGGCAGGAAGCACAAGUUAGCAGUCCUGAACAACAGUUCUUACGGGGGUUAUUACAAGAGCAUGUGCUGCUACUAAAUAGCACUGAGAUGUUGUCUGUGAUCACACAGCCCCCCCGCUGCCACACCAAUUGUCCCUGGAUUUCAUUACAGACAUCUGGUCACCUUACUUUAGCACACAUUAGCAAAAUGGAUGUACCCAAAUCAGAAGCUCUAUACUAAAAUAGUUUGAAACAAACCAUCAAAUAACUUUUCAGCUAAAAUUAUGUUGCAAACAUGAUUAGAGGACAUCAAGGAUUAUGAAAAAAUGAUGGCAGGUCCCCUUUAAAACAACCGCAACAUAAAAACAACAGCUCAUACGUAGUUGCAGAGCUGCAAGUAAUGAUGAAAUAAUGAGUUUAAAUCUGUUUUGGACCUUUGAUUUUUGGCAGUUACUUUUGGCUUUAUUUAUUUAUUACUCACUCAUUAAACUUGUUAAAAGUUUCUUACAUAAAGGUUCAGAAAUCACACUUCUGAUUGGAGGACAAAAUGCUACAGGUUACCAUGAAAUACUAUUUAACAGGCCAGGAGGGUCUCAGCAGUCACAGCUGGGGAGUCUUGUUCCUAAAACAACUUGAAAGAUGAAUUUCAACAUCUUGUUUGGUUUCUGCUUGCUCUUCUGUGUCUCAACUUUAGCCCAGGAUGGCGGCAGUGUUUCUCCUGCAGAUCUGCAGAGGGCAGUUGGUGCAGUGACAGACAAAGUCAAAGCUGUGGAGGCCAAGCUGCAGGACACUCAAACCAGGCUGCAGGAAAGUGAGAACCAGAUCAAGGAAUUAAAGAAAAAAGGUAAAGUGACAUACUGAGACUAUGAAGAAGAAAUUGUGAUUAAUUUUUGUAGUUGAGAGAACAAUGUUUGGUUUAACAUUAGUGGAACAUGAUCUUUGUCCAGUCACCUGUAAUUAAAGUAGGAGAAAACUUUUGAGGUCUAAAUGUUGACAGUGAGUCGUGUAGAAAUCCAGCAUACCAGGUCAUCUGACUCAGUGACAUGUUGAAGAUUAACAACAAAAGUUUAUGGUGAUAUCAACCUUGGCCGAUACCGACAUGAUGCUGAUCUACUGUUUAAUCAACAGCAGAUCUUGAUUUAUUGAUACAAUGAUGUUUUAUUGGACACAGAGGACACUAAAGUGGUAUUCAGCGCUGCAUCAGGAGGACCAGGAUCAGGCGAAAACCUUGGACCAUUCAACACAGACACAACUGUGAUCUUCAAGAGAGUGAUUACAAACAUGGGCGACGCCUACAAUGUAGCCACAGGUAAUUACACUAGACUUCAACUGUAAGUUCAACUCAUUACUGCAGCUCAUGAAGAGCUAAAUAAAACUGAUUGAAAACACCUCCUUUCUUCAGUGGAAUAAAUUCUUUUAAAGGUGAGGACUAUAGAUCUGUGAUCACCCUGUUGUGUCCACAGGUAUCUUCACUGCACCUGUAGCUGGUGUGUAUUACUUUAGCAUGUUCUUACAUGCUGGAGGAAGCAGUACAGCGGGAAUGCAUCUGUACAAGAACACCGAGGUGAUGCUUCACGUCUAUGAUCAUGCAUCAACUGCUGACACAGCUGAUAAUGGAGGAAACGCAGGAUUCCUUCAGCUGCAGCCAGGAGACCAGGUGUACGUGCGACUUCCUGCAAAUUCUCAUCUUUGGGUAAACGACCACGUCACCACUUUUAAUGGAUUUUUAGUCCAUCAGGUGUGAAAUGGAUCUGUUGGUUGUCUUUUUCCAUUCUAAUGAAAAUGAAAUAAAGACGUAAACAGACAAAUAUUUAAGCGUCAUUUGUUUUCUGUCUACAUGAACUGUUAUUAAUUUAACAAGCAGUUUGUUUAAACUAUUCAACAGCCAUAACAACAACUAAACAGCUUUAACCAACUUUUCACUCUCAGAUUCAGGUCAGUGAGUUUAACCUGGCCUAGAUUAAUCCACGGUAACUUCUAAGUAAAAGAAAAAAAGAUUGUAACGUUGGGUCCUGAUCCAGAUAAUAGAGUCCAGAUCUGGGCUGCAGUCUGCCCACCUCAAUUGCUUCCUAGUUGCCAAUCCACUGAGCUGAGAAGUUGAACAACAGAGUCCUUACAUCUUAACAAGACAAGUAAACCAUGUGUCAAAUCCAGUGUUGAAAAUGAACCACUCAUGACUCUAAAUGGUAAAUAGACCAUUUAUAAAUGGUAAGCAGAUAGUUUAUUAGAGUUUAAUCAUCAUUUAUAAAUGGCAUAUAGACCGUUAGUAAGUUAAUAAAUUUUACAAAUUGAAAACCCUAACCCUGACUUUAAAAUUACCAUCUGAGAAACGUUUAAAGGUGGUUUAUAAAUCACUUAUUAAUAAUUUACAAAGUAUUACAAACAUCCGUUGCAACUUUAUACUAACCAUUUAAGUAAAGUUUAUAGAUGGAUUAAAAACCAAAUAUUAACCAUUUACAAAGUGCUACUGACACACAUUUUAAUCUAGAUGUUUUACAACCAAUAUCUUGACCCUAAACCUUUAAUAAAUAGUCCAUCAAUAAUAAAUGAAAAUUAUUAAUCAUAAUUUCAUUGCUUGUUAAUUGUAAAGUAACUAUUAACUUACAUUAAUAAACUAUCUAUUUGCCAAUUAUAAUUGGUCUAUAUGCUUUUUUAAAAUGAUUAUUAAACAUUAAUAAACUAUCUACUAAAUAUUUAUAAAUUAUGGUUAUUGUAAAGUGUUUCCAAAGUUACUGCUUCAUAUUGUAGUAAAAAAAAAAAAAAAAAUUAAAGUCUCAAUCCAGUUUACAGCUCAAUAUACACUCACCGGCCACUUUAUUAGGUACACCUGUCCAACUGCUCGUUAACACUUAAUUUCUAAUCAGCCAAUCACAUGGCGGCAACUUAGUGCAUUUAGGCAUGUAGACAUGGUCAAGACAAUCUCCUGCAGUUCAAACCGAGCAUCAGUAUGGGGAAGAAAGGUGAUUUGAGUGACUUUGAACGUGGCAUGGUUGUUGGUGCCAGAAGGGCUGGUCUGAGUAUUUCAGAAACUGCUGAUCUACUGGGAUUUUCACGCACAACCAUCUCUAGGGUUUACAGAGAAUGGUCCGAAAAAGAAAAAAUAUCCAGUGAGCGGCAGUUCUGUGGGCGGAAAUGCCUUGUUGAUGCCAGAGGUCAGAGGAGAAUGGCCAGACUGGUUCGAGCUGAUAGAAAGGCAACAGUGACUCAAAUAACCACCCGUUACAACCAAGGUAGGCAGAAGAGCAUCUCUGAACGCACAGUACGUCGAACUUUGAGGCAGAUGGGCUACAGCAGCAGAAGACCACACCGGGUGCCACUCCUUUCAGCUAAGAACAGGAAACUGAGGCUACAAUUUGCACAAGCUCAUCGAAAUUGGACAAUAGAAGAUUGGAAAAGCGUUGCCUGGUUUGAUGAGUCAUUCGGAUGGUAGGGUCAGAAUUUGGCGUCAACAACAUGAAAGCAUGGAUCCAUCCUGCCUUGUAUCAACGGUUCAGGCUGGUGGUGGUGGUGUCAUGGUGUGGGGAAUAUUUUCUUGGCACUCUUUGGGCCCCUUGGUACCAAUUGAGCAUCGUUGCAACGCCACAGCCUACCUGAGUAUUGUUGCUGACCAUGUCCAUCCCUUUAUGACCACAAUGUACCCAACUUCUGAUGGCUACUUUCAGCAGGAUAAUGCGCCAUGUCAUAAAGCUGGAAUCAUCUCAGACUGGUUUCUUGAACAUGACAAUGAGUUCACUGUACUCAAAUGGCCUCCACAGUCACCAGAUCUCAAUCCAAUAGAGCAUCUUUGGGAUGUGGUGGAACGGGAGAUUCGCAUCAUGGAUGUGCAGCCGACAAAUCUGCGGCAACUGUGUGAUGCCAUCAUGUCAAUAUGGACCAAGCUCUCUGAGGAAUGCUUCCAGCACCUUGUUGAAUCUAUGCCACGAAGAAUUGAGGCAGUUCUGAAGGCAAAAGGGGGUCCAACCCGUUACUAGCAUGGUGUACCUAAUAAAGUGGCCGGUGAGUGUAUACAUACUGUUUUUAUGUAUAAAUCAUCUUUGCCUUAUUGAGCUUAAUGCCGCAUUAUUUCAUUGUUAGGAGUCACAACAUUACUCAUGAAUGUUGAAAUGUCAACAGUAAAUUUCAACAGUCAUCCACAUUUUGGGAAACCACGUGAUUGACCCCAAACUGCUCGCUCAUUUACCGGAUUGUGAGAUCACUGAUAAGCUGAAAAUCCUUUUUGUUUACACUUCUUGGAGUAAAGGGCAAACUGACUGCCGGUAAAUUGAAUAAUAAUGUUUAAUUAUCAAACAAACCAGAGCUGAAAAUGACCUUUGACUGUUUAAAAAAAAAAAAAAAAACUAUUGACUUUAGUUUGUAACACAUUACAACCAUGAAUACGGAUUAAUAAGGGCAUCCAUAAAUGUCCUGUAAGGUGAGAAGAGGUUCACCCCUUCCUAGGUUUCAGAAUCUCAGAAUGAAGUUGGCAAAAACUAUGAAAAAUUUGGAAACAGCGCUAAAAAACGAAUUUGGAGUGCUCUGUUUGAUAGAAAACCAAGACAGUAUGGAUGAAAGCUUCAAGACUUUAGGCAGCGCUGCAUUAAAAACAGACAUGAGUCUGGAGUGGAAGUCACCUGAUGAGCUCAAAGUCCCAUACAGAAACACUGAAAGUGAACAGAGUUAUCAAAUAGUCACUCAAACUGUAUCGCAGACAGGAAUGAUGAAAUGUCCUGUAGUUUGGCAAAUUAAUAUCUGACAUAUCUCAAGGAAAUCAUAGACUUUUAACUCUGAUGUGAAAAGCAAAGAGGAGAUGGUCUUCCUGGCUUGUUAACAGCGCAACUUGUAAAAGCAGCAUCCAUCAUAAUACGAGGAUCUAUAAGUGCCCGAGGGGUGGGAAGGUGACACACCUGAAUAGGCUGAUCAAAGGUGGUGUAGGCAAGAUCUGAGGAAGUGCCAGUUUUUGGGAGACAUCUUGAAAGUAAACACCUCUCACCCAGUUUUUCCCUCAGCUCCUUCUCUCCCUUCCGUCUCUGCUCCAGCAAGCCCCGCCCACAAACAGAUGCUCCUGCUCACUCGUAUUGUUCCGAUUAAAUUCAUAUAUAAUGUAGAUAAAUACUUAAGAUAAUUAUAAAUGGGGCCCAGUCAAGGUGAAAGUAAAGAGCAUUGGUGCCACUGUAGAUAUUAACAGACUACCAGCAAACACAAUGUUUGCAGGACUUCUACAACUAGGAUAAAGUGACAUAGUCCAGGACCCGAGGGAGGACAGUUUAGCGAUGGCGCUACAACACGCAGCAGGUCCGUUUGACUAGAAACACUUCUGUUAGAGACACUUGUCUUACUUUGUUAAAGCGGUUUACCUGUCCAGCAGAAAGGUUACAGGGUCACGAAGAUCCCAAAGCAUCCCCUAUCGUUUAUGCUAGCUUCAUUGAUGUUGACCCGGCUUUUCAGCUCUUGUCCGGUCUACCUCCUUUUUUAGGCACAGGUUAUUCCACCAGAGUCUCCGGUAUUUACUUUGUUUUUCUUGCUUGUGUUGUCAGUCGUGGCUAAAGGAGGAUUCAGACAACUUUCAUACCUUUCUGGUUGGUUUCUAUUUUCCGAUGUUGUUGCAAGCUAACUUUGUUUGGACUCCUGAAUGCUAUUGCGAGGGAGCAGCGUCUGCCUCACAACCAAUCAGGUUGAGGGAGGUGUAGAACGACUUUGUUUACAGUCAGAAAGAGCGGGCCUCUCAAAGAUUUUCACAUGACGACACAAACAUAACAAAACACAGCGAUAUCGUUAUAUUACCAAACUUCAUCAAUAACUUAUAGCUAUUGACUGAUAUUAAAAGCUUUUUUGUAUAUACAUCACAAAAAAGAUGCUUCUGUAAUGGAUUCCUGCCUACCUCACCUUAAGGCUUAACAUUGUAUACAGGUUUUUAAUCUGCUGCCAUCUGGAUAAUGAGUUUCGCAGGGAAGACUGUGCAUAUGUCAGUCUGACAAUGCUAAACCACAUUUUGAAUAUAUAACAGCCAGCUCUGUAGAAGAAGAGGCCAGGUGCUAAAAUGAUCUGCCCGCACUCAAAGAAAAUAAUUCAUGCAUCAUAAAAGCAACAUGUUGAUUUUUUUUGGCAUCAUGCAAGAAUAAGACAUUUCACCUUUAAAAUGUCAGGAACUGGUUGCCAAAUGUUGAAACAAGAAUGUUUUUUGUUUUUUCAAAAUUGGCACUAACUUAAGAUUUUAGCCACAAAUUUCAGAGUUGGGGUAGCCGGUGUGUUUAUUGUUGGGAUGCAUCCCCUCUCGUACCAACAUAGCUGCAAAAGGCCCUCUUGGUUCAGGGAUGCCAAAAGCCAACUGCUUGUUUGAUCCUGUUUCUUUGUUUCAUCACUGGUCUUGAUCUAAGAGGUUAAACAUUAACAAAUGAAAGACAAAAAAGCAGCUCAAAUCUAAAGAACUGAGAGAACCGUUCUCAGAGCAACUUUGAAGAUGAAGUUCGCUAUUGUGUUGUUGAGUCUUCCGCUGUUGUGCGUUUUGACUUUAGCUCAGGACGAUGGUGUAGUUUUUGGAACGCCAGCAUGCCUCAUGAACCUGUGUGGGCGCAUGAAAGAGGUCGAAGCCCUGAGAGAGAAAGUCAAUGCUAUGGAAACCUAGAGACCUAGACUCUCUGAGACUCUGUUGUGAGACCGCCGAAAUUUCAAGAAAUUUCGUUGGUGGCCCGGCUGCGGGACGGCGAAAAAAAGAUUGAAGCACUGCAGAACAAAGGUAGAGUCAAAAUGAUGCGUUUGAAGAAUUGAAUGAAUGAGGCGUGCAACGGAAGUGUUCAGUGGAAAUGUUUUUGCUUUGCACAGAGAGGAAAACGGUGGUUUUCACUGCGGAGGCCGGACCAAGAGGGGCUAUCGGACCGUUUAGGACUCUGCUCAGGACUUUCUAUGACUCUGUGGUAGCAUCUGCACUUUUCUAUGCAGAGGUCAGCUGAGGGGCAGGAAGAGACUGAACAGACUCGUCAGGAGGGCCAGUUCUGUCCUGGACUGUUCUUUGGACUCCCUGGAGGAGGUGGGUGAGAGGAGGAUGUUAGUAAAGCUCUUAUCUAUCAUGGACAGUCCCUCUCACCCACUGCACCAGACUGUGGGGGCUUUAGGCAGCUCCUUCAACAGCAAACUUAAACUCCCACCUUGCAAGACGGAGUGCUACCACAGGUCAUUCUUCCCCUCUGCAAUAAGACAACGAACUGUAAUAAAACUGGACUCACACCACCACUUUUUUUCUGUCAUUUAAAUUGUGUAUAUUAUAUAUAGUUUUAUUUUUCUUCUCCCUUUUUCCCUUUUCUAAAUUUUUUUCUUAAUUAUUACAUUUAUUUAAGUUCUUAAUAAACUAUCUAUUUACCAUUUAUAAAUUAUGGUCAUUGUAAAGUGUUUUCAAAGUUUCUGCUUCAUAUUGUAAAAAAUAAAAAACUUAAAGUCAUAAGUUUACAGCUCAAUAUAUACAAACUGUUUUUAUGUAUAAAUCAUCUUUGCCUUAUUGAGCUUAAUGCCGUAUUAUUUCAUUGUUAGGAGUCACAACAUUACUCAUGAAUGUUGAAAUGUCAACAGUAAAUUUCAACAGUCAUCCACAUUUCGUGGAAACCUCACGAUUGACCCAAACUGCUCGCUCAUUUACCGGAUUGUGAGAUCACUGAUAAGCUGAAAAUCCUUUUUGUUUACACUUCUUGGAGUAAAGGGCAAACUGACUGCCGGUAAAUUGAAUAAUAAUGUUUUCUUAUCAAACAAACCAGAGCUGAAAAUGACCUUUGACUGUUUCAAAAAAAAAAAUAAAAAUAUUGACUUUAGUUUGUAACACAUUACAACCAUGAAUACGGACUAAAAAGGGCAUCCAUAAAUGUCCUGUAAGGUGAGAAGAGGUUCAUCCCUUCAUAAGUUUCACAAUCUCAGAAUGAAGUUGGCAAAAACUAUGAAAAAUUUGGAAACAGUGCUAAAAAACUUAAGAGAAUUUGGAGUGCUCUGUUUAAAAGAAAACCAAGACAGUAUGGAUGAAAGCUUCAAGACUUUAGGCAGCUCUGCAUUAAAAACAGACAUGACUCUGGAGUGGAAGUCACCUGAUGAGCUCAAAGUCCCAUACAGAAACACUGAGGGCUCUAUUUUGGUGCCUCGCCGGAGACGUUGCGUAAGUGAGGUCCGCCGCGCCGACAAGGCGUUCCCAAGCACAAUUUGGUAUUUUGGUGAGCAGCGCAGCCAGGCGUAAGUAUCCCCCCUCCCUAACUCAGCUCCUCCUAGCGGCGUAAGUUGUAGGUCUGUAAGAUCCCAAAGCAUCCCCUAUCGUUUAUGCUAGCUUCAUUGAUGUUGACCCGGCUUUUCAGCUCUUGUCCGGUCUACCUCCUUUUUUAGGCACCCGUUAUUCCACCAGAGUCUCCGGUAUUUACUUUGUUUUUCUUGCUUGUGUCGGCAGUCGUGGCUAAAGGAGGAUUCAGACAACUUUCCGGCCUUUCUGGUUGGUUUCUAUUUUCCGAUGUUGUUUCAAGCUAACUUUGGGAGCAGCGUCUGCCUCACAACCAAUCAGGUUGAGGGAGGUGUAGAACGACUUUGUUUACAGUCAGAAAGAGCGGGCCUCUCAAAGAUUUUCACAUGACGACACAGACAUAACAAAACACAGCAAUAUCAUUAUAUUACCAAACGUCAUCAAUAACUUAUAACUAUUGACUGAUAUUAAAAGCUUUUUUGUAUAUACAUCACAAAAUAAGAUGCUUCUGUAAUGGAUUCCUGCCUACCCCACCUUGAAGGCUUAACAUUGUAUACAGGUUUUAAAGCUGCUGCCAACUACUUUAUGAAUAUAUAACAGACAGCUCUGUAGAAGAAGAGGCCAGGUGCUAAAAUGAUCUGCCCGCACUCAAAGAAAAUAAUUCAUGCAUCAUAAAAGCAACAUGUUGAUUUUUUUGGCAUCAUGCAAGAAUAAGACAUUUCACCUUUAAAAUGUCAGGAACUGGUUGCCAAAUGUUGAAACAAGAAUGUUUUUUGUUUUUUCAAAAUUGGCACUAACUUAAGAUUUUAGCCACAAAUUUCAGAGUUGGGGUAGCCGGUGUGUUUAUUGUUGGGAUGCAUCCCCUCUCGUACCAACAUAGCUGCAAAAGGCCCUCUUGGUUCAGGGAUGCCAAAAGUCAACUGCUUGUUUGAUCCUGUUUCUUUGUUUCAUCACUGGUCUUGAUCUAAGAGGUUAAACAUUAACAAAUGAAAGACAAAAAAGCAGCAGCUCAAAUCUAAAGAACUGAGAGAACCGUUCUCAGAGCAACUUUGAAGAUGAAGUUCGCUAUUGUGUUGUUGAGUCUUCCGCUGUUGUGCGUUUUGACUUUAGCUCAGGACGAUGGUGUAGUUUUUGGAACGCCAGCAUGCCUCAUGAACCUGUGUGGGCGCAUGAAAGAGGUCGAAGCCCUGAGAGAGAAAGUCAAUGCUAUGGAAACCUAGAGAUCUAGACUCUCUGAGACUCUGUUGUGAGACCGCCGAAAUUUCAAGAAAUUUCGUUGGUGGCCCGGCUGCGGGACGGCGAAAAAAAGAUUGAAGCACUGCAGAACAAAGGUAGAGUCAAAAUGAUGCGUUUGAAGAAUUGAAUGAAUGAGGCGUGCAACGGAAGUGUUCAGUGGAAAUGUUUUUGCUUUGCACAGAGAGGAAAACGGUGGUUUUCACUGCGGAGGCCGGACCAAGAGGGGCUAUCGGACCGUUUAGGACUCUGCUCAGGACUUUCUAUGACUCUGUGGUAGCAUCUGCACUUUUCUAUGCAGAGGUCAGCUGAGGGGCAGGAAGAGACUGAACAGACUCGUCAGGAGGGCCAGUUCUGUCCUGGACUGUUCUUUGGACUCCCUGGAGGAGGUGGGUGAGAGGAGGAUGUUAGUAAAGCUCUUAUCUAUCAUGGACAGUCCCUCUCACCCACUGCACCAGACUGUGGGGGCUUUAGGCAGCUCCUUCAGCAGCAAACUUAAACUCCCACCUUGCAAGACGGAGUGCUACCACAGGUCAUUCUUCCCCUCUGCAAUAAGACAACGAACUGUAAUAAAACUGGACUCACACCACCACUUUUUUUCUGUCAUUUAAAUUGUGUAUAUUAUAUAUAGUUUUAUUUUUCUUCUCCCUUUUUCCCUUUUCUAAAUUUUUUUCUUAAUUAUUACAUUUAUUUAAGUUCUUAAUAAACUAUCUAUUUACCAUUUAUAAAUUAUGGUCAUUGUAAAGUGUUUCCAAAGUUUCUGCUUCAUAUUGUAAAAAAUAAAAAAAUUAAAGUCUCAAUCCAGUUUACAGCUCAAUAUAUACAAACUGUUUUUAUGUAUAAAUCAUCUUUGCCUUAUUGAGCUUAAUGCCGCAUUAUUUCAUUGUUAGGAGUCACAACAUUACUCAUGAAUGUUGAAAUGUCAACAGUAAAUUUCAACAGUCAUCCACAUUUCGUGGAAACCACGCGAUUGACCCCAAACUGCUCGCUCAGUUACCAGAUUGUGAGAUCACUGAUAAGCUGAAAAUCCUUUUUGUUUACACUUCUUGGAGUAAAGGGCAAACUGACUGACGGUAAAUUGAAUAAUAAUGUUUUCUUAUCAAACAAACCAGAGCUGAAAAUGACCUUUGACUGUUUCAAAAAAAAAAAUAAAAAUAUUGACUUUAGUUUGUAACACAUUACAACCAUGAAUACGGACUAAAAAGGGCAUCCAUAAAUGUCCUGUUAGGUGAGAAGAGGUUCAUCCCUUCAUAAGUUUCACAAUCUCAGAAUGAAGUUGGCAAAAACUAUGAAAGAUUUGGAAACAGCGCUAAAAAACGAAUUUGGAGUGCUCUGUUUGAUAGAAAACCAAGACAGUAUGGAUGAAAGCUUCAAGACUUUAGGCAGCUCUGCAUUAAAAACAGACAUGACUCUGGAGUGGAAGUCACCUGAUGAGCUCAAAGUCCCAUACAGAAACACAGAGAGUGAACAGAGUUAUCAAAUAGUCACUCAAACUGUAUCGCAGACAGGAAUGAUGAAAUGUCCUGUAGUUUGGCAAAUUAAUAUCUGACAUAUCUCAAGGAAAUCAUAGACUUUUAAAUCUGAUGUGAAAAGCAAAGAGGAGAUGGUCUUCCUGGCUUGUUAACAGCGCAACUUGUAAAAGCAGCAUCCAUCAUAAUCCGAGGAUCUAUAAGUGCCCGAGGGGUGGGAAGGUGACACACCUGAAUAGGCCGAUCAAAGGUGGUGUAGGCAAGAUCUGAGGAAGUGCCAGUUUUUGGGAGACAUCUUGGAAGUAAACACCUCUCACCCAGUUUUUCCCUCAGCUCCUUCUCUCCCUUCCGUCUCUGCUCCAGCAAGCUCCGCCCACAAACAAAUGCUCCUGCUCGCUUGUAUUGUUCCGAUUAAAUUCAUAUAUAAUGUAGAUAAAUACUUAAGAUAAUUAUAAAUGGAGCCCAGUCAACAUGAAAGUAAAAAGCAUUGGUGCCACUGUAGAUAUUAACAGACUACCAGCAAACACAAUGUUUGCAGGACUUCUACAACUAGGAUAAAGUGACAUAGUCCAGGACCCGAGGUCAACAGUUUAACGGCGCUACAACAUGCAGUAGGUCCGUUUGACUAGAAACACUUCUGUUACAGACACUUGUCUUACUUUGUUAAAGUGGUUUACCUGUCCAGCAGAAAGGUUACAAGGUCAGUAAGAUCCCCAAGCAUCCCCUAUUGUUUAUGCUGGCUUCAUUGAUGUUGACCCGACUUUUCAGCUCUUGUUCGGUCUACCUCCUUUUUUAGGCACCCGUUAUUCCACCAGAGUCUCCGGUAUUUACUUUGUUUUUCUUGCUUGUGUCGGCAGUCGUGGCUAAAGGAGGGUUCAGACAACUUUGCGACCUUUCUGGUUGGUUUCUAUUUUCCGAUGUUGUUGCACGCUAACUUUGUUUGGGCUCCUGAACGCUAUUGUUAGUAAAGCUCUUAUCUAUCAUGGACAGUCCCUCUCACCCACUGCACCAGACUGUAGGGCUUUAAGCAGCUCCUUCAGCAGCAGACUUAGACUCCCACCUUGCAAGACGGAGUGCUACCGCAGGUCAUUCUUCCCCUCUGCAAUAAGACUUUACAACAAACUGUAAUAAAACUGGACUCGCACCACCACUUUUUUUCUGGCAUUUAAAUUGUGUAUAUAAUGUAUAGUUUUAUUUUCUUCUCCCUUUUUCCCUUUUCUAAAUUUUUUUCUUAAUUAUUACAUUUAUUUAAGUUCUUAAUACUACGAUCUUUAUUUUUAUAACUGCAUUUUUUCACUAUUUGUCUGUGAUGCUGCUGUGACAAAAAAAAUUCCCCCAUGGGGGAUCAAUUAAGGAAUAUUCUAUUCUAUUCUAACUCAGAGACGACCCUCGUCUACCAGAAAGUGAUUACAAAUGUUGGAAAUGCUCACAAUUCAUCCACUGGUAAGGCCAUCACAGAAGACUAGCGGUACUUUUUCAUGAGAUUAUGUUAAUGUCUAACAGAAUCCUAGGUAGUGUACGUUUACAGUCAGAUCAAAUUAGACAUCUACAUUAUGCACUUUUAAAGGAUAUUCCGGUAUAAAUAUAAGUUAGGGUCAAACACAUCUUAACACCGAGUUAGACACCCCAUCGAGAGAUGAAUGUUGCCGACCGCUUGCUUCUCUAGUUAUACCAACUUAAGUAACGACCGCACAAUAGCAAUACAGAGAGCCACACGCUCAACCAAAACGCCACAAAUAAUGCUCAGAACAGCACCAAACUUCAUCAACAGUACAUAUAGGGUCCCAGCCAUAGUACUAGCCACCAAACAUCUUUUUAACUUUGACUCAUUUCUUUAGCAAAGAGUCUAAAGACAACUAACCCACUCUCUUCCAGCAGCCACUUGUUUCUAACAAGACCUCGGACCAAUCCAUUACGGACUACAGCGGGGUGACGCAGCUCAAGGAAGAACAUUGUCUCUCUGUAUUGCUGUCAUGUGGUCGUUACUAAAGUUGGUAUAACUAGAGAAGCAAGCGGUCGGCAACAUUCAUCUCUCGACAGGAAAUCGGUGUUAUGGUGUGUUUGACCCUAAAUUAAUUUUACACCAGAAUAUCCCUUUAACACUUUUCUGUCACCCAACUUGAACACUGUCAGACAACCUCUAGACAAAUAAACAUGAAUUGGCAAUCCACCAACCUUAACCAGAUACUGGCACAUUAUUUUGUGAUUUCAAAGACUUGAUCACUUGAUGAAUCACAAAAAAAGUUGAAAAAAUUAACAAGGUCCCCCCUUUCAGGUGUCUUCACUGCACCUUAUGCUGGAGUUUAUUACUUCACCAUCUUCCAACAUGCUGGAGGACGGCCCGGGACAUUGCUGUUUCUCUACAAGAACAAUGAGCGCAUAGUGCAGACCCAGGCUCACCCGGCAGUCAACGAGACAGCUCAUAACGCGGGAAAUGCCGUGUUCCUUCAGCUGCGGUGGGCGACCGGGUCUACGUCCGCAUGGAUCCGAACUCACACGUGUACGGCUCCGGGUACCACACGACCUUUAGUGGUUUCCUGGUGUGAGAAAGCAGUCUCUGUCUUAAUGAAGUAAUAAUCUAAAACAGGGUCCUCUCUGUGAAGUGUAAACUGUACUUAUAAAUGAGACAUGUUUCAGGUUUUCAUACUUUUUGUAAAAAUGCAUUUAAAACUAUAUGAUCUGAAUAAACACAAAAAUUUAUUGGAAAUAAAGUGAAUUCAAACUACAUUUGUUUUUUUAUUGUGUAUUAUCUUAACUGCUUACGUUAAUGGUAAAGUAACUAUUAACUUACAUUAAUAAACUAUUUGCCAAUUAUAAUUUGUUUAUAUGCUUUUUUAAGUGAUGAUUAAACAUUAAUAAACUAUCUAUUUACCAUUUAUAAAUUAUGGUUAUUGUAAAGUUUUACUGCUUCAUAUUGUAAUAAAAAAAAACUUAAUUAAAGUCUUAAUCCAGUUUACAGCUCAAUAUAUACAUACUGUUUUUAUGUAUAAAUCAUCUUUGCCUUAUUGAGCUUAAUGCCGCAUUAUUUCAUUGUUAGGAGUCACAACAUUACUCAUGAAUGUUGAAAUGUCAACAGUAAAUAUCAACAGUCAUCCACAUUUUGGGAAACCACGCGAUUGACCCCAAACUGCUCGCUCAUUUACCGGAUUGUGAGAUCACUGAUAAGCUGAAAAUCCUUUUUGUUUACACUUCUUGGAGUAAAGGGCAAACUGACUGCCGGUAAAUUGAAUAAUAAUGUUUUCUUAUCAAACAACCCAGAGCUGAAAAUGACCUUUGACUGUUUAAAAAAAAAACUAUUGACUUUAGUUUGUAACACAUUACAACCAUGAAUACGGACUAAAAAGGGCAUCCAUAAAUGUCCUGUAAGGUGAGAAGAGGUUCAUCCCUUUAUAGGUUUCAGAAUCUCAGAAUGAAGUUGGCAAAAACUAUGAAAAAUUUGGAAACAGCGAGAGAAUUUGGAGUGCUCUGUUUAAAAGAAAACCAAGACAGUAUGGAUGAAAGCUUCAAGACUUUAGGCAGCUCUGCAUUAAAAACAGACAUGACUCUGGAGUGGAAGUCACCUGAUGAGCUCAAAGUCCCAUACAGAAACACUGAGGGCUCUAUUUUGGUGCCUCGCCGGAGACGUGGCUUAAGUCAGGUCUGCCGCGCCAACAAGGCGUUCCCAAGCACAAUUUGGUAUUUUGGUGAGCAGCGCAGCCAGGCGUAAGUAUCCCCCCUCCCUAACUUAGCUCCUCCUAGCGGCGUAAGUUGUAGGUCUGUAAGAUCCCAAAGCAUCCCCUAUCGUUUAUGCUAGCUUCAUUGAUGUUGACCCGGCUUUUCAGCUCUUGUCCGGUCUACCUCCUUUUUUAGGCACCCGUUAUUCCACCAGAGUCUCCGGUAUUUACUUUGUUUUUCUUGCUUGUGUCGGCAGUCGUGGCUAAAGGAGGAUUCAGACAACUUUGCGACCUUUCUGGUUGGUUUCUAUUUUCCGAUGUUGUUGCAAGCUAACUUUGGGAGCAGCGUCUGCCUCACAACCAAUCAGGUUGAGGGAGGUGUAGAACGACUUUGUUUACAGUCAGAAAGAGCGGGCCUCUCAAAGAUUUUCACAUGACGACACAAACAUAACAAAACACAGCGAUAUUGUUAUAUUACCAAACGUCAUCAAUAACUUAUAACUAUUGACUGAUAUUAAAAGCUUUUUUGUAUAUACACCACAAAAUAAGAUGCUUCUGUAAUGGAUUCCUGCCUACCCCACCUUGAAGGCUUAACAUUGUAUACAGGUUUUAAAGCUGCUGCCAACUACUUUAUGAAUAUAUAACAGCCAGCUCUGUAGAAGAAGAGGCCAGGUGCUAAAAUGAUCUGCCCGCACUCAAAGAAAAUAAUUCAUGCAUCAUAAAAGCAACAUGUUGAUUUUUUUUGGCAUCAUGCAAGAAUAAGACAUUUCACCUUUAAAAUGUCAGGAACUGGUUGCCAAAUGUUGAAAGAAGAAUGUUUUUUGUUUUUUCAAAAUUGGCACUAACUUAAGAUUUUAGCCACAAAUUUCAGAGUUGGGGUAGCCGGUGUGUUUAUUGUUGGGAUGCAUCCCCUCUCGUACCAACAUAGCUGCAAAAGGCCCUCUUGGUUCAGGGAUGCCAAAAGCCAACUGCUUGUUUGAUCCUGUUUCUUUGUUUCAUCACUGGUCUUGAUCUAAGAGGUUAAACAUUAACAAAUGAAAGACAAAAAAGCAGCUCAAAUCUAAAGAACUGAGAGAACCGUUCUCAGAGCAACUUUGAAGAUGAAGUUCGCUAUUGUGUUGUUGAGUCUUCCGCUGUUGUGCGUUUUGACUUUGGCUCAGGACGAUGGUGUAGUUCUUGGAACGUCAACAUGCCUUAUUAACCUGUGUGGGCGCAUGAAAGAGGUCGAAGCCCUGACAGAGAAAGUCAACGCUAUGGAAACCAAAUUGAAGGAGAGUGAAAACCAAAUUCAGGAGCUAAAGAACAAAGGUAAGCUCCUGGAAAUAUUUUGUUUACUGCAUAAAGUGAAAUCAGACACGUGUGGUUUAUUUAUUCUUUACAAUUAACUGUCCUUACUGUGUUUUUGUUUGGCUAAGAAACAACCCAGGUGAUUUUCAGUGCUGUCGUUGGUGGAGAAGGAGGAGUAAGCCGAACCGUUGGACCUUUCAGCACGGACACGGUUUUAGUCUUCAAAAAAGUAUUCACAAACAUCGGCAAUGCUUACAAUGGAGUCACAGGUAACACAAUUAACACCAAGUUGACCUUGUUUUUGUUGCUGCAAUCAGAUCUCAGACUUUUUGCAGUUGUAUUGGAAAAAUGAGAGUGUCAAGGACCCCCUAUGACCAUAAACACCUUAUUGUGCCCUGCAGGUAUCUUUGCAGCACCUGUCGCAGGAGUCUAUUACUUCACCAUCUUCUUCCACGCUGCCGGAGAUCAUGAGGGAAAGCUGUACAUGUACAAAAACGCCGAUCUGAUCAUCGUCACCCACGAUCAGAAAUCCGACACUGACCCAGCUGAUAAUGGAGGAAACGCCGUGUUCCUGCAGCUGCAGCAAGGAGACCAGGUGUAUGUGCAACUGCCUGCAAACUGUCACGUCUGGGGAUCUAACGGCCACACGACCUUUAGUGGGUUUUUGGUUUCUCAAAUGUGA
Messenger RNA from Xyrichtys novacula (pearly razorfish), 18693 nucleotides. NCBI's taxonomy places the organism in Eukaryota, Metazoa, Chordata, Actinopteri, Labriformes, Labridae. The record is from the annotation of a GenBank genome assembly.